Molecule: messenger RNA, 436 nt
Organism: Penaeus chinensis
Lineage: Eukaryota; Metazoa; Arthropoda; Malacostraca; Decapoda; Penaeidae
Product: molt-inhibiting hormone-like
Exons: 3
Coding region: 1-309 (102 amino acids)
Biological process (GO): circadian rhythm
Cellular component (GO): extracellular region
Molecular function (GO): neuropeptide hormone activity
Source: RefSeq, a predicted model, not a curated record
AUGCACCGUCUAGCAAUGAGGACAUGUUUGGCGAUAAUGGUUUUGCUAUUUGGGACAAGCCUCUUCAGCAACGCCUCGGCCAGUUUCACAGACGACACCUGUAGAGGCAGAAUGGGCAAUCGUGAGAUCUACAAGAAAGUUGAUCGUGUAUGUGAAGACUGCACUAAUAUCUUCCGAUUGCCAGGGUUGGAAGGCUUGUGUAGAGAUCGGUGCUUCUACAACGAAUGGUUUCUGCUUUGUCUGAAGGCUGCCAACAGAGGGGACGAGAUCGACAAUUUUAGAGUGUGGAUAAGUAUUCUGAACGCCUGAAAAGGGGGGUGAACCCUGAAGGACUCAAUCCCUGUCUCACUCACAUGGGUUAACAUUCACGGCACUCGGCGACCAAGGAUAAUCUUCAUUACAAAUCUUAACCUAGUUUAGUUUGGUUUUCUGUUCU